AUGUCGUUCAACGCGCUUCAGACACCCGAAACGCCGCUCAAGCCAGCGCAUCCGGCUCUGAGGCUACCAGUGCUGGAACUACCGCCGUUGGUACGGGACCCAGAAGUAGAGGCGAAUCGCACAGCCAACGAGGCUUUGAUCCAAGAGCUCAAUGAGCGCACGCAGAGCGUGCUCAACCAGGGGAGUGGGAAAACGCAGCUGCUGCACCUCAGCCGUGGCAUGCUUUUGGCGCGCGACCGCAUUGCGCUGCUCUUGGACCAGGAUUCCCCCUUCCUGCAGCUCUGCACGUUUGCUGGCUAUAACCAGAAGGACUGUACCCCCUCCGGCAGCGUAGUCGGAGGUAUCGGCCUCGUCAGCAACACGCUGACCAUGUGCAUCGCCCACAUCCCGACCCUACAAGGCGCAUCGGCGAACCGCGCGCAGAUUGCAAAGAUUCAGCGACUGGGUCAGAUCGCACACGAGAACCGCCUGCCGAUCGUGUUCCUGGUGCACAGCGCGGGGGCAAGUCUGCAACAGCAAUUCGAGUUCCACUAUGGUGCGCGUCAGUUCUAUGAUCUGGCGACGCGCUCCCAGGACGGCAUUCCUACGUGCUCGGUCGUUUUUGGCCAGUGUCCCGCAGCGGGAGCUUACACGCCCGGAAUGUCGGACAUGACGAUCAUGAUUCGCGAGCAGGCGCAGCUCUUCCUCGGCGGGCCCCCUCUGGUCAAGAUGGCAACGGGCGAGGAGACGACUGCCGAGCAGCUCGGUGGUGCUGAAAAGCACGCCACCGUAUCGGGUGUUGCGGAUUGCCUGGUCAAUAACGAAGUGGAGGCGAUCACCGAGGCGCGCUACUGGGUCGCCUCGCUCAACUGGGACGAGCGCAUUUCGCGUCCCGAGGCUCUGCGCCUUCCAAAGUGGGAGAGUCUGGAGCCGCUGUACUCGAUGGAUUCGUUGCUGGAUGUUGCCCAAGCCAACAUCAAGAAGCCGUGGCGCAUCGAACAAUUGAUCGCACGCAUCACCGACGGCAGCCGUUUCAACGCUUUCAAGCCUCUGUAUGGUGCCAACACCGUGACGGGCUUUGCCUUUGUCGCGGGCCACCCGGUAGGCAUCAUUGGCAACAACGGCGUGCUGAAUCCCUCGGACGCGCAAAAGACGACGCAGUUCAUCCGGCUGGCCAAUAACAACAAUGUCCCUCUACUCUUCCUGCACAACAUCUCGGGUUUCAUGGUGGGACGCGAGUUUGAAGCGGCUGGCAGCAUCAAGUACGGCUCGCUACUCAUCAAUGCCGUGGCAAACUCGCGCGUCCCACACAUCUCCAUCAUUGUCGGCUCAAGCUACGGCGCGGGCAACUGCGCCAUGUGUGGGCGUGCGUAUGACCCGCGCUUCCUGUUUACCUGGCCGCAGGGGCGCACCUCGGUCAUGGGACCCGACGCACUCGCUGGCGUUGUGGAUAUGGUGGAGCGGGAGAUCCUGAACCGAAGCGGUCGGCCGGUCGAUGAAACGCGCCAGCAAAAGCGCCGCGAUGCCAUGCACGCAAAGGUCUCGACCGAAUCCGACUCGUACUAUUCCUCCAGCCGCGUACUCGACGACGGUAUCAUCGAUCCGCGAUCCACACGCGAUGUCGUCGGCUUCUGUCUCGAGAUCUUUGCCCAGGAAAAGAUUCAGGGGAACCCGGGCUUUGGCGGAGUCUCUCGCAUGUGA
This is a messenger RNA of Moesziomyces antarcticus, 1680 nucleotides long. Its product is annotated as acetyl/propionyl CoA carboxylase, beta subunit. The transcript has 2 exons. The coding region runs from base 1 to 1680 and encodes 559 amino acids. Gene Ontology annotation, molecular function: ligase activity. The record is from RefSeq and is a predicted model, not a curated record. NCBI's taxonomy places the organism in Eukaryota, Fungi, Basidiomycota, Ustilaginomycetes, Ustilaginales, Ustilaginaceae.